Molecule: messenger RNA, 1753 nt
Organism: Cercospora beticola
Lineage: Eukaryota; Fungi; Ascomycota; Dothideomycetes; Mycosphaerellales; Mycosphaerellaceae
Gene: OMS1
Product: putative RNA methyltransferase
Molecular function (GO): methyltransferase activity
Source: RefSeq, a predicted model, not a curated record
CACCAUCACACAUCAUCUCUCCUUUCCGCUGCACGAAUCCUCCCAGCAGCAGCAUCACUUGUGACUGAUGCAGCGAGUGUUACGCGUUCGACAUGUAGUCGGCACUAUUUCGCAGGGCGUGAAGUCCUUGCCUACGGCACCACACAUCCGACGACAAUUUGCAUCCAGUCGGCAGCAUCGGGCUCCGAACCUGCGCAAUGGAAAUGCCACCGCCCGUCCCGUCCAACAGGCGAAGGGCGCACCUGAUGAGCAGCCUGAGCCAGCACCUUGGGUGAAAGAGGAGGGCAAGAAAAAGCCACUCGACUUCAAAAAUCUGCCGCCGGGAACGGUCGGAGCUGCUCUACUGCUAGGCGGCCUCGCAUACUAUCUAGGAGAACUCUUCGUGGCUGCCAACAAGCCAUGCGACAAUCCACAUAUUGCCGAAAUCUCCCAGCAGAAGGACGUCGCGGCGCGCUACGAUGAGACGGCCGACAGUUUCGAUAGCGAGGUCGGCGUAUCGGAAUGGCUGAUGGGGAUCAACAAGACUCGCGAGCAGCUGGCUGCGGGAUGUCAAGGCCAUGUUCUGGAAGUGAGCUGCGGCACCGGCAGAAAUUUGGGCUACUUCGAUGUCUCGAUUGACGGUAGAUUAGAGAGCCUCACUCUGCUAGAUCUCAGCGCACCGAUGAUCGAAGUGUGCAAGAAGAAGUGGCAGGCCUUGUACUCGGAGUACAAGAAGCCAGGGUGGUUCAGCAGCACCAGCGCCCUCAAUCCUGAUCUCAAGAUCCGCUUUGCUACUGGCUCAGCUCUGGGCGAAAUGCCACUGGCACCGACUGAUCAGCCGAAGAAGUACGACACGAUCAUUCAGACCAUGGGACUCUGCAGUACGGACAAGCCGAAAGAGUUGCUGGAGAACUUAGUAAAACACUUGGACACUAGUAAUCCCGAUGCUCGAAUUUUGCUUUUGGAGCACGGACGGAGCUAUCGAGAAUGGAUGAACAAGAUUCUGGACAAUUCUGCACAGAAGCAUGCCGAGUUGCAUGGCUGCUGGUACAAUCGCGAUAUUGGUGCGAUCGUGGAAGAAGCUGCUCAAAAUACUGGUCUGGAAGUCUCACGCGAGCGCAGAAAACAUCUGGGAACUACAUGGCUGUUUGAGCUGAAACCAAAGGUCGUGGCGGCAAAGACAGCCAUCACAGAGCCCGUCUCGAAAUCCUCCCAAGCUUCGGAAGAAACUUCGGAUCAGCAGCAAUCUGGUGGAUGGCGCAGCUGGGUUGGACUCAAAUGAACGAGGCACGCUGCCUUUGUCAUCCGCCCGCACCAUCGGUGUCGCCUACGAUGCUUCCAUUUUCUAAAAACAACGCUGCCUGCAUGACGAGCUUCAAGCCCAGCGCCCAGGCCAAUGCCGAAGAACUUGCAUGCCCAGUUCAAUGAGAUAAGUUGAUAGUGGAAUCAUAUGUCCUAUGACGGGAAACCCCGAAAUGCCGAGAGACAAGGCUCAUAGCGGUGGAGGAUAACACAACAUUGGCGGUGAAUAAAUAUCGAUGGCUGGAAAGAUCUCUGUGCUUCUGCUUGUGCGUCUGCAUAUGCAGGGGCUCUAGUCCUUGCAAGUUGCGCUUGAUUCACAUGCACUCACAUGGGUUUGGACCUGGAAGGUCGUGCGAGAACGACAAGAAUGAGCUUUCAUAGCUGGUCGAACUCGACACUGUGACAAAUGACUACGUUCUAUCAAAGUUCGAUGAUAGCGCCCCAGAAGAUCUAUUCCAGCAUUUUCCGAAAC